Trichobilharzia szidati is the source of this 2028-nucleotide messenger RNA. NCBI's taxonomy places the organism in Eukaryota, Metazoa, Platyhelminthes, Trematoda, Strigeidida, Schistosomatidae. The record is from the annotation of a GenBank genome assembly.
GCAACUUCACCAGAUGAGAAAGCGCUUGUUGAAGCAGCCUCAAGACUUGGUGUUGUCUUCGCUGGUAAAGAACGUGAUUUAGCUGAAGGUGGUUCGAACAGAGUUUACAUUGACUAUUGGUCCUGUUCACCAGCACCUGGCGAUAAACAAGCAAAAUAUCUUGGUCAGAAAUCUUAUCUUAUUGAUGCUGUACUAGAGUUCGAUUCAGUACGGAAACAAAUGUCCGUUAUGGUACGAUAUCCUGAUGGAUCAUAUUAUGUUUUGAGUAAAGGUGCAGAGGUUUCUAUGCUGGAUCCUGAGAAAUGUCCUGUUAAUUCUGGUAAACGACGUACUUCUGCAUUGAAAUAUGUCAAUGAAUAUGCUAUCAAUGGUCUGCGUACACUUGUAUUCGGUGAACGUAAAUUAGAGAAAGACGCUUACAUGAAAUUACUUAAUGAUUUAAAAGCAUCUUCUGGUUUAAUUGGUCAAUCUCGUGUCAGUGCAUUGAGAGAAUGUUACUAUAAAAUUGAAUCGGAUAUGAAACCGAUAGCUGUUACUGGUAUUGAGGAUAAACUGCAACCUGGGGCGAAAAGUUGUAUACAAGCAUUAAAAGAGGCAGGAAUACAAAUAUGGAUAUUAACUGGAGAUAAAGCAGAGACAGCGAUCACAGUAAGUCAAUCAGUUGGACAUUUCACAUCAAAUAUGACGCUGAUACGAUUAACAGGCUAUCAAGAUCUACAGUCAACAGCUUAUAAAAUAUACGAACAGUUACAACGUCUACAACCCCCCAUGUUUCAUGAACAAAGCGGAAUUAAACAGCCUAGACUAUCAUUCGUUGGUGAUUCCAUUCUACCAAGAGUUCAAGCUUUCAUCUCUGAUACAAUCUCACGGACAUCAAUAGCAGAAUCGUAUUCAUAUGCGAAUACUGAUAAUGAAUUUAAACCUGAUGUCUACUAUUAUGGUAAAAAUAAUAAUAGUAGCAUUAAUAAAGUAUCUCCACGGAUAGACACUAGAAAUUGUAAAUCAUAUAUUAGGCGAAAACAUAAGAAAAGACCAGGUAUGGCAAAUGAACCUAUUGGACUUGUUAUAGACGGGAAAACUAUUCAAUAUGCAUUACAUCCAUCAGUACGUACAGCGUUUCUUGAUUUAUGUAUGAGAGUUACAACUGUAUUAUGCUGUCGUAUGACACCGCUGCAAAAGGCAUCUAUAGUCAAAUUAGUUCAAAUUGGCUUGGCUAAAUAUACACGUCAGGGUGUUAAACCAGUGACAGCUGCUAUCGGAGAUGGUGGCAAUGAUGUGGCUAUGAUAUUACAGGCUAAUAUUGGUGUUGGAGUUUAUGGGAAAGAAGGUCGUGAAGCGGCAAGAGCCUCUGAUUAUGCAAUUACCCAGUUCAGGCAUUUACGGCGUCUACUAUUAUUACACGGUCAUUGGUCAUAUUAUCGUAUUACAAUAACAAUGUUAUUCUUUUAUCAUAAAUGUGUUGCAUUUGUCGCAAAUCAAAUGUGUUUAACCUAUUUCACGGGAUUCUCAGAAAUACCAUCCUUUGGAACUAUCCUAUUUGUAUGUUAUAAUUUAACAAUGACAUUUCUAGUCAGUAUGGGUUAUGGAAUGUGGGAACAGCAUAUUAAAGCGAAAAUUUUGCUAGAUAAACCACAUUUAUACAGAGCUUGUAAUUAUUAUUUAACAUUAAAACAAUUGCUAUUGUAUCUUUCACCUCCAGGCAGUAAAUGUUAUAUAUGCAGAAAACGUCUGGGUUUAACUGGCAUGAACUGUAGAUGUGGUAAUACCUUCUGUGCAUAUCAUCGUUAUACUGAUCGACAUGAAUGUACAUAUGAUUAUCAAGAGGAGGCACAUAGAGAAAUACAACGUGAAAAUCCUGUUGUCAAUGGAGAGAAAAUAAGAAAACUUUAAUUUUUUUUCUUCUCAUUAUGCGCCUACAUAUCUGUAUACAUAUACAUAUAAACAAAAAAAGAGAAUGGGAUAAUUUUUUCAUUUAAUAUAUAAGAAUAUUGACUUAAAAAAUGGAUAGCCAUCACUCCCUCCAACGUA